Molecule: messenger RNA, 2774 nt
Organism: Amoebophrya sp. A120
Lineage: Eukaryota; Dinophyceae; Syndiniales; Amoebophryaceae
Source: the annotation of a GenBank genome assembly
AGCUAGAAGAAAACUUCUGUCUGAGUCACCGCCUUCGAAAAAGAAUAGCCUCCCGUGCGGUCAGUCGCUCGACAUCGUUGCAGCUGGUACAUUCAGCGAAACGGUAAGCGGAGGUCAAACCGACAAGCCGAGACGGCACAGAGUGCAGAAAGGUGUACUCAGUGACAGCGAUCGAAGAUCAGCCCUGCUCCCCUCGCAGCUUCGGCAAUCAGCUGGCAGUAGAAUCCGCGCAAACCGCGAAUCGCGUAGCCAUCCCGGGAGUAGACCAGUGUCGUUUACUGCGAAUAUUGAAAUCUUAAGGGUCCACCUCGUACAUCUUCGCAGUGAUUCAGUCCACAACUUUAUCCCCCGAAGAACCAAAGACAGUCAAAAAAGAUGACUGGUCCGCCGGUAAUCGCCGGCUGGACGCUGGAGCACUGUUGGCGACGCGCCUUCGAGCUGCUCCGAUGGGUAACGCCAGAAACAGCCUGCACGGUGGAGCCCGAGCCGAUAUGGGAGGGCGACAGCUUGGAGGGGAACCUCACUAUAAUGGACACAAACUCCGAACCGGCGUGCACCGCCGGCAUCGACCCGGGCGCGGGCGACUCAACCCUCGUCCAGCGCGGAACGAGUUACUUUGUGUCGCACACGCCCUUUCCCCCAGAUUCGUUCGCAGAAAACGUCGGUGGUGGGUCUGCCUACGGCGAAAUCGUGCAAAUGCAGUUGUCCACUACUUUGGGCAGGAUAGAAAACUCGAGUAGUUCCAAGCUCUACGUGCACAAACUCAGCACCCCGAAGAGGCUCGACGAAGAGGACCAUCCUUUGCUGAAAACGACGUACGGGCCCUUCAGAAUGCCGAUUUCGGAGUUGAAGUCACUGCUCCAGCAGACGAAGCCAGGGCUGGGGGAGAUACACAGCAUGGUAUUUUUACUGUUAUUGGUCGUGGCUCCUUCGUUAUGUGUCAUGCUUUCGUGUUUUCUUGUGGCUCGUUCCCUGCCGGCUCAUGUAAGCAUCCACGCAAGAACGAAUAAAUGAAUCAUAACAGAUAAAAGUCCCCGCUGGCGAGGAACCCUAUGUCUUCGACGGGACCAUCUACAUACGAGAGUACGAUCUCUUUGGCAACGCAAAGGCCAACCCAACGCCGUUCCCCGUGCAGUGGCAGCUCGAGCCAGGUAUACUAAAGUAGUGACAUCACAACUGUAUAUGUUGAGUCGACAUCUAUGUUUUAGUUUUUGCAGUUGAGUUUUGUAAAACCCAAAUUUUUUCUAUGCGAACGCUGCGCGGAACGAGAGUGUGCAUCCGUCACUGCAGCAUUCGUGAUACUUUAGGCACGUGUUUCUUCGUGAAGCAGACCAAGGUUGCCGUCCAGGAUGGUGUGGACCUCGCGGAGUAUCCGACGCAGUACGAUUUUGGAAACGACGAGAACCUGCCGGACUGGAUGGCGCGGAACAAUCUGCUGGACAAGAUCUGGGUGCAGGUGGAGCUCGGGAGCGUGCGGAGCGAGUGUUUGAAGCUCUACGAGUUCUUGCUCAACUUCCACACCAAGUCGCUCUUCUGCCUCCACUGGGAAAGCUUCGACAGUCUCUGGCCCAUGUAAACUUGUUGUGAUAAAAAAUUCUCGCUGCGCAUCGCUUUUUCUUGGUCGUACGGCCUGGGCUUUGAGAUAAAAUUGUUUAGCAAACAGAAGUGAUGAAACUGAUGUGUUUGUACAAUUGCUGAUGAAGAAAGAACCCAACACCGCAGAUUCGACUGGGGCAUGUACCACAUGAAGUAUGACGCACAGUACUGUCGCCUGUCCGUCGACUGCUUUCUCCAGCCAGCGACAAACCUGCUCUACCAGCGAAUGAUCAAAUUUUUGGACCUGCACGCCGCCACACGGCACAUGGAGAAAACGGACAUAGAUUUCCUCUUCCGAAAAAUCGGGGUGUACUUUGACUGCCCGAUGGAGGCGGAGGUCACGUACGACCUGCCGGGUAUUUUGAAUUCCUUUUGCAAAUGAGCGACUGCUCUUUCGUCAAUUCGGACACGACGUCGUGCUUACUGUAAAACUCCGCUGGUUCUUUGUGACAUUCGUUUUCGCAUUUCCCAAAAUUAUCAGGUCCGCAACAGCCAAAAACGGACUUCGUGCAGCGGGUGACCACUCGGAAAAUGAACUUCGCCAAGUUCGAGCGCUUCGUGCGCACCACGUUCAUCGCCGUCUUCGCGUACGAGCUCGCGCGAACACACGCCCGCGAGAACUACAAAAGUUACGAGUUUUGGUACCGCAGUUGGAUAGAACUGGCUGAGGAACUGCAAUACACGGACCUCGCGUACUAUGCAAGAAAAAAACUGUGUAAGUGUAAAUUUGUACUAUUGCAGAACAUGCAACAGAGUUACACCUGUCAUGCCAGACAGCCAUGAAGUCCUCUUUUCAUGUGUGUUUUCCCUUACAAGCCACGCAUGCCAGGUUUUCUCUGUCAUGUAGAGCAAAUUUGUGAUGCUGUUUCUCAAAGAAAGUUACGCUUGCACACCUUUUUUCCUGGAUACGUACGGGUUGCGCGAGUGCAAACCCUACCGGGAGGAGGAUCCGCGGAUAAUAGACGGCUGGUUUCUGGGCGCAAUAGUCCCGGUACUGCAAAAAGAGCGAGAGCUCGCUAUGCGCCAAGAGGGACAGGACCGUUUGUAGCCCUAGGAGAUGAGCGUCACGCUGUAUUGGCGAAUGCUUCUAGGAGGACCAGUGGUUCCGAAAACAGCUAUUUCUUGCGCGCAAUAGCAAAAAAACAGCCUUGGCCAAGGCCAAGGCAUAUUCUUGCCAC